AGAAUAACCAUUGAGAAGAGAUUGAAUGAAAUGAUAGUUAGUGAAUCGGGUGAUGACUUGUGUCUUAUUUGUUUCAACGCUGUACCCAAAGGAAAUAGUGAACAACACAAGGGUUCAGCGCAGCAUGCUCACUCACUCGGCCAUUAUCAAACAAUUCUGGAGAUGAUGAACGUGGUCAAGAAACUAUACAAUCCUGACACCCAAGAGGAGGCAUUCAAACUUGCUGAAGCUUAUGAAGACAAGUUAAAAGUAGACUGUACUACUCAGCAUUGUAGUUUAUGUAAGGAAUAUUACGCUGACAUGACACGUGGUAAACAUUUAAAAGAUGCCAUGCACUGCAGAUUGAUGAGACUGGCUAUCACAGUUGUUGGAGUCAGCAAGGCUAUAAAAGAACAAAAUUCAAAGAACUUACAGCAAUUUAUCCAGAUCCAUGAGGGUAGACUGUUUGGCAAAAAAGAACCAUCUUCUUUCUGUGAAAUAUGUCAAAGAAUUGUAUACCCACCUUAUCUUGCACAUGGAUUUACAAAGCUACAUAACUACAAUGUCUAUAACUUGGAAGAAUUAGUUAUUUGUCUUCAUCCACUAAAAACAUAUAUAAAUGAAUCGAUGGAUUCUGAGUAGAACCCAGCUAA
Messenger RNA from Saccoglossus kowalevskii, 632 nucleotides. RefSeq lists its product as uncharacterized. The record is from RefSeq and is a predicted model, not a curated record. NCBI's taxonomy places the organism in Eukaryota, Metazoa, Hemichordata, Enteropneusta, Harrimaniidae. Gene Ontology annotation, molecular function: nucleic acid binding; zinc ion binding.